This is a messenger RNA of Didymodactylos carnosus, 990 nucleotides long. The record is from the annotation of a GenBank genome assembly. NCBI's taxonomy places the organism in Eukaryota, Metazoa, Rotifera, Eurotatoria, Philodinida, Philodinidae.
AUGCAAGCCGAACUCGAAGGUGUAAGAAUGAAUGCUAAGAAAGAGCGAGCAGCUCAAGCGGAGGAGCGACGAAAAUUGGAAAAACAACAGCGAGAACAAUAUGCACAACAUCAACAACAGCUAGCAGCUGAAGCGGAGAAACGACAAAAAUUGGAAAAACAACAGCAAGAACAAUAUGCUCAACAUCAACAACAGCUAGCAACUGAAGCCGAGGAGCGACGAAAGUUGCAAAAACAACAGCGAGAACAACAUGCACAACAUCAACAACAGCUGGCAGCUCAAGCGGAGGAGCGACGAAAACUGGAAAAACAGCAGCGAGAACAAUAUGCACACCAUCAACAACAGCUGGCAGCUCAAGCGGAGGAGCGACGAAAACUGGAAAAACAGCAGCGAGAACAAUAUGCACACCAUCAACAACAGCUGGCAGCUGAAGCGGAGAAACGACAAAAAUUGGAAAAACAACAGCUAGAACAAUAUGCACAAUAUCAACAACAAUAUACACAACAUCAACAACAGCUAGCAGCUCAAGCGGAGGAGCGACGAAAACUGGAAAAACAGCAGCGAGAACAAUAUGCACAACAUCAACAACAGCUGGCAGCUGAAGCGGAGAAACGACAAAAAUUGGAAAAACAACAGCUAGAACAAUAUGCACAAUAUCAACAACAAUAUACACAACAUCAACUACAGCUAGCAGCUGAAGCCAAGGAGCGAAAACAAAAAGGGGAUAUUUCUGUUCGUCUUGCUACUGAUGUUGUUGCUGCUCCUGUUUCUACUGUUGUUGGUGCUGUUCGUGGUACUGUUACUGGUGUUAAAACUAUUGUUGAUCCUUUAAGUGAAUUUAUUGCCGAUUCUGAUCAUAAAGCUAUUCUUCGUGCUGCAGCUGUUCCUGUUGCUGUUGCUGGUGGUAUUGUUGGCGGUGCUCUUUCUGGCGGUGCUUUAAACGUGAUAAAGUUAUCUUACCUUCUUCAUCGGAAAUUGUGUAAAGAUUGA